Cricetulus griseus (Chinese hamster) is the source of this 4364-nucleotide messenger RNA. Lineage: Eukaryota; Metazoa; Chordata; Mammalia; Rodentia; Cricetidae. The record is from RefSeq and is a predicted model, not a curated record.
UGAAGACGCUCAACGAAGCGAAUGCCACGUUUCCGUGCGGGGCGGUACGGUUUCAUAACCAGUAGGCGACUUUUUAAGCGGCAGUGUGAUCCGACGUAACUACUAAACUUCCCCGCGAUCGACUGACUAUCGAACGGGUCUUGUUUGCAACCGGACUUUAAAAGCAACCCUGAAUGCCUGCAGUCGGUGCAGACUCGCCUGGUUUCUCUCCAUCCUCCUCCGUAGACAGAAGCACAACACGGGAUUCUGGGAAAUGUAGUCCGCUUCAUUGUGACGUCACGAGCGUUCGGGUCGCUUUGCGGACCGCACUUCCGCAUCCCGUCUGCAGACGUCCGUCCUUUCCUAAGUUAGCUGGUGUCGAGUCCUGCUCCCUCGCCCUCGGUCGGAUCUCUGACAUGGAGGAAAUGCUGUCAUUCAGGGAUGUGGCCAUUGAUUUUUCCGCAGAAGAAUGGGAAUGCCUGGACCUUGCUCAGUGGAAUCUGUACAGGGAUGUGAUGUUGGAGAAUUACAGCAACCUCGUGUUCCUUGGUCUUGCCUCCUGUAAGCCAUACCUGGUCACAUUUCUAGAGCAAAGACAAGGGCCUUCAGAUGUGAAGAGACAAGCAGCUACGGCUAUGCACCCAGGGGGAACACCCUAUAAAUGUCAAGAAUUUGACAAGGCCUUUGAUUGGAACUCACUCCUUCUUCAACACCAGAGAAUUCAUCCUGUGGAGAAACCCUACAAAUGUGAAGAAUGUGGCAAGGUCUUUAGUGCUCACUCAGCACUUUCUAUACACCAGAGAAUUCAUACGGGAGAGAAACCCUACAAGUGUGAGGAGUGUGGCAAGGCCUUUAGUACUCGCUCAGCACUUUAUAUACACAAGAAAAUUCAUUCUGGAGAAAAACCCUACAAGUGUGAGGAAUGUGCAAAAGCAUUUUAUUUCCCUUCGUUACUUAAGCAACAUCAAAGAACUCAUUCUGCAGAGAAUCUCUGUAAGUGUGAAGAGUGUGGCAAAGCAUUUUAUUUACCUUCAUUCCUUAAGCAACAUCAAAGAAUUCAUUCUGCAGAAAAUCCUUACAGGUGUGAAGAAUGUGGUAAAGCCUUUUCAUAUCCCUCAACCCUAAAGCAACAUCAAAGAAUUCAUUCUGGAGAGAAACCGUACCGUUGUGAAGAAUGUGGCAAAGCCUUCCGGAGAUCUACAUACUUUCACCAACACCAAAGAAUUCAUACUGGAGAGAAACCUUACCAGUGUGAAGAAUGUGGGAAAACAUUUUACUAUCGUUCAAACCUGAAGGGACAUCAAAUUAUUCACUCUGGGGUGAAACCCUUCAAGUGUGAAGCAUGUGGCAGCAUGUUUAGAACUAGCUCGGACCUUUCAAAGCACCAGAGAAUUCACGCAGAAGUGAAGCUCUACAGUUGUGAGGAAUGUGGAAAAGCCUUUUCUACUCAUUCAUACCUCAUUCGGCACAAAUUAGGCCACUCUAGAGAGAAACCAUACAAAUGUGAAGAAUGUGGCAAAACAUUUUGUUAUCCUUCCAUCCUGAAGGAACAUCAAAGAAUUCAUUCUGGGGUGAAGCCCUACAGCUGUGAAAUAUGUGGCAGUAUGUUUAGAACUCGCUCAGAACUUUCUAAACACCAAAGGAUUCAUGCUGAAGUGAAGCUCUACAAUUGUGAGGAAUGUGGAAAAGCUUUUUCUACUCACUCAUACCUUAUGCGGCAUAGACUUGGUCAUUCUGGAGAGAAACCCUACAAGUGUGAAGAAUGUGGGAAAUCAUAUAGCUACCCUUCGCUCCUUAAGGAACAUCAAAGAAUUCAUUCUCAAAAUCCCUACAAGUGUGAUGUGUGUGGGAAAGUCUUUUGUACUCGCUCAGGACGUUCUAAACACCAGAGAAUUCAUACUGGAGAGAAACCUUACAAGUGUGAAGAAUGUGGAAAAGGCUUUUCUACUCAUUCAUACCUUACUCUACACAAAUUACUCCAUAGUGAAGAGAAACCAUACAAAUGGGAAGAAUGUGGCGAGGUAUUUUAUACUUGCUGAAGACUUACUAAAUAUCAGUAAAUUCACGCUGGAGAGAAACUCCACAGAUGUAAAUAAUGUGUCAAAACAUUACUUCAGGCUUUUUACAACACCAAAAAACUUAAUUCUGAAGAGAAACCUUACCUUUAUUAAUCUUUAAGGUGUCAUUAAACACAAGGUCCUUCCUACUAUAGAGAAAUCCUACAGAUGUGAAGGAUGUGGCAAAAUGUUUUAUUGUACUUCAAACUUUAAGAAACAUCAAAGGGCUCAUUCUCAAGAGAAUCCCUUCAAGUGUGAAGUAUGUGACAAGGUAGUGUGUGGUACCUUGAACUUUGUCUAAGGGAGUGUUUAUUCUGGAGAGAAACUUUACCCGUGUGAAGAAUUUGGAAAAUCCUUUUUAAUUCAUUCAUCCCUGACUCUGCUCAGUCUUGGCAAAGUUCGGGGUGUUUGUUUAUUAGGAUGUGGUCAGACAUGUUGGCUAUGGGAGAAACCACCUUUUUGGACCAGGAUUCUGGAUUGUAUGAAAGGGGAAAGUGAACUGAGAAUAACCAUGCAUCUGUCUUCCUCUGCUUCCUGACUGUUGAGGCGACAAUAGCAGCUGCUUCCGCUACUGCUGCCCAAACUUUCUCCCCAUGAUUCCCAAUGCCGUGGUUAGAAUGAGAAAUGUACCCUGUAGUCUUAGGCGUUUGAACAUUUGUUCCCUAUUUGGGGAGGAUUUGGAGUAGGUCACUAGAGGUGAACUUUGAGAAUCAAAAGCUCCCUCUACCUCCAGUUUGCUCUCUCUCUGCUUCCUGCUUGCCUUUGAGAUGUGAACUCUCAGCUUCCUGCUUCAGCCACCAUGCGGCUUCUUGCCAUGCCCUCCCUCUAUCAUGGACUUUGGUCCCUUCUGAACCAUAAAGUAAAGUCAUUCCUCCAUAAGUUGCAUUGGUCAUAGUGUUUAAUCAUGACAGAAAAGUAACUAAUAAAAACAUUGCCAUUGUACCAUAAGCAAUAUUAAACUGUUCCUUCUGACAUUACUCAUGUAAGGGUAUUUUAUCACAGCAAGAGAAAAAAAAAAUAAGACUGCAAACCAAAGAAAACUAGCAGUUUGUUAUUUAAUGCUAUACACCGUAAUCUUUUGCUCCUGUUUCCCUAUUGUCUUCUUUGUCCCUGUCUGAUUACCUCAUUCUUUCCCAAAAACUGUUUCAUUACUUAUACACACAAUCCACAGAUGUAGUAACUAAAAAUUUACCAUGAUAUUUUUCUUUUCCUGCAGAGUUUUGGUACCACAUGUGGUAUUCAUGUUGGUGCAAAUGUGGUAUUAGUGUUUGUAACACUUUCUUGCUUAAAUUUUUGAUUCUCAGACAGGAUUUCUCUGCGUAGCCCUGGCUAUCCUAGAAUUCACUCUCUAGACCAGGCUGGCCUCUAUCUCACAAAAAUCCACGUGUGUCUGCCUCCAAAGACUGGGAUUAAAGACUGUGCCACCAUUACCUAGCACUGUUCUGGAUUUUUAAUAUUUUCUCAUCAAGUUCAAAUUGAUUUUUCUAUGGGAUGAAAUAUACAGAUCUAUCGCUGCCUAUCUACUUUGGCCACCUCUAAUUGUUAAAAAGGCUGUUAUACUACAUGGUUUUGACAUUUAUGUAUUUUUUUUUAAGUUUGUUGCCAUUACAUUGGUCUAUAUGGGUGUGUUUUUUGUUUUGUUUUAGUAAUUGUGUUCUGUUUCAUUUUGUAUUAGUACUUUGCAGCCCCUUUCACUAUGUCUGUGUUGUAUAGUUUGAGGUUAAGUAAUGUGAUACAUCUGACUAUUCUUUCUGUAUAAAUUGUGUUGUCUGGGGUCUUCUGUGUUCCCAAAUGAGUUUUUUUUUUUUCCUAGCUCUGUGUCCAAUGUCACUGGAAUUUUGCCCUGGAUUUCAUUGGGUGUGCAGAUAGCUUUUAUCAGUAUUGCCAGUCUUUAGAGUGAGCUCUGUCAAUCCAUGAGAUUGUGGUAUCUUUCUGUCAUCUAAUUCUUCUCUGGAAACUGUUUGCAUGUUUUAAAUUUUUGCUAAUAGUACUUCCAGACUUGCCAGGGCUACAUAGUGACAGCUUGUCUCAGAAACAAAACAGAAAGAAAUCUUUCACCACCUUCGUUAAUGUUACCCCUAUAAAUAUUUCCCCCUCCUUCUCAUUUCCUGCUUCUCCUUUUCCUCUUCUUUCUUUCUUCUCCCAUUAUAAAUGGGCAUUGUUUUCUACAAUUUCUUUCUCAGAAAGUCUGUUAGUUGUGUAUAUAAAGGCUAAUGAUUUUUGUAUGUUAACUUUAUAAGCUGCUAUUUGGGGGGAAGUGUCACAUUCAUAAGUUUUUGGCGAUGUAUAUGAGGUCUUUUAAAUAAAGAAACAUGUCAUCUAAAUACA